Drosophila rhopaloa is the source of this 1951-nucleotide messenger RNA. It is a transcript of the gene Gasz, whose product is annotated as poly [ADP-ribose] polymerase tankyrase. Gene Ontology annotation, molecular function: protein binding. The record is from RefSeq and is a predicted model, not a curated record. Lineage: Eukaryota; Metazoa; Arthropoda; Insecta; Diptera; Drosophilidae. Gene Ontology annotation, cellular component: pi-body. The transcript is spliced from 5 exons. Bases 124 to 1506 code for a protein of 460 amino acids. Gene Ontology annotation, biological process: piRNA processing.
GCUCAAAACAGAACCAUCACCAAUUUUGCUUUGCGAUUUUCUUCCUUUUGCAUUUUUUUUUCAAUUUCGGCCACAACAAUGUGCUCGGACUCCUAAAUUUGCGUUUAUCCCAACCAGAGUAAGAUGAGCAGCCAGUGCACCUACGGUCCUCCCCGGGAUUCUGACUCAGACAGCAGCUAUGAUGGCUUUUACUUCUCGGAUGAGAUAAAACGCUCAAAACCCGCUCCCUAUGUACAUCCCGAGCAAAAGCUCUACAAUGCUGCGCUUGACGGGGAUCUGCAGAUGGUGCUGGAGGAGAUGCGCAGACUCAUCUUCCAUGUGGAUCAGAACGUGCGGGGUGGUCCCAGCCUGCUGAUGAUCGCCUGUCGAGAAGGACACUACGACAUGGUUGAUUGGCUGGUGGAGAAGGCGAAGGCCAACGUUAACAAGCAAUAUGACUCCGUAAUGCCGCUAAUGGCGGCCUGCGAUUGCAAUCACAAGGAUCCCUAUUUGGCAGAGAAAAUAGUGCGCCUGCUCCUGCUUCACGGAGCAGUGGUCAAUGUGUCCGACAAAUUCGGAAUGACACCCUUUAUGUUUGCCUGCCAGAACGGAUUCACCGGCGUUGUGCGUCUCCUGAUCAAGGACGUUAGCUUCGAUGCUGUCGAUAAUCAGGGGUGCACGCCCAUCUUCCAUGCCAUUGAAAAGAAUCACGUGGACGUGGUGAAGAUGCUGGUGGAGGCGGGCGUAAAUGCCACGAUAGCUAACAACAAGGGAUACACGCCAACUCAGGUGGCAGAGUGCCAUGGCUACUACGAUCUGCUGGAAAUCCUGCCGCACCCACCCUCCACCUAUCUGGUGCCCACCCACUUCCUUGGCUACAACACGCUGAGAGAUCACAUUCCACGUAUUUUCUUAAAAAGCGACUGCCCAGAGUAUUUCCAGGAGUUGAACGGCAUCCUGCAGUCCAUCAAUGUGGGAAAUAUGGUGCAGCACUUUGCCAUCGCGCGGAUCUCGCUGGCCGAGUUCCUGGUCAUGGAUGAGCAGUCACUCCGGGAGGUGGGCAUCGAAUAUCCCAUCUAUCGCAACAAGAUCUUGAAGGGCAUUCUUGACUUCCACCUCCAUCAUUGGUCCAACAAGUCGAUAGCUCGACUCAAACAGGAUGGCAUGGAUAACUUCUAUGAGAUUCUGAUGAUUGCCGCUAAUCACCUGCAGCAGUUGAUCAUAAUUCAGGCCUCCUUGCGAUUCGUCUUAAAGAAUCAAGAGGAAAACCAGUUGGGACAUCUAUCGGAGACACAGUUGGCCACUAUUAAGAGCAAUCUUCAGGGAUAUCGCGACGUGCUCAGCCAAACAACAAAGACCGUUAAAUAUCUUGGUUCAUUCAGCCCCACCCAGAAUCCACUGUUCAUAGAUUUUAACGAAAUUCUGGCCGAACGAAAGCGCAAGAAGGUGCGCAACUACUUUAAGUACACCACAAUUAUCCUCGGAAUCUCAGUUUUCAUUUGCCUAAAGUGCAAGUGGUUCUCAUAGUAUUCCUAGCAGAACAUUCUCAUUGCUAAUUUAAAUUUUGCUGUACAAAUAACCUUUUUUUACCCAAUGUUUAUUGGUUUUUGCAAAUCAAAAUAGUUGUUGUUCAAACAAUGGUGUUUAGUUAAACUAAAAGUUCAUAUGAAUCGAAAUUUAUCAAGUGUUAUCUGAAGCUUAAGAGUUUAUCUGGAUGUUGAGAAACGUGUAUUCUCAAAUCACAUAACAAAUGUGGAAAAGAAUCCAUAUAUUUAUGAGAAAAUUUAAUUUUGAAAAAAGAAAUGGAUGAAAUCUUACCUGAAACUCAUAAAUUUACCUGAACAUAAAUAUGAGCGAAUGUAAACUGAAGUUAAUGACGAAAACCACAAUAACGACUAAAGUUAUAACGAAUGUAACCACACCAACAAAUAAUAUUAGUAUUAAGCUAUUAAUAAACGAAUUGUUAUCACCA